UCAGUCCAACAGUUAAGAGUGGAUGUUGAUUUGUACAUAUAAUGUCCUAUGGAUGUUAACGAUAAGUUUGCUGGUGACAAAAAACGAAGCCCUCCGAUUAAAGUUCUGUCUAGCCAGCUCCGGGAGGGCAAAGAACAUACCGCACCGAACGGAAAGAUCGAGUGUACUGUGAAAAGGCUGGGUCAAGGGAAGACGGUCCCCCUUAAGGUCUCUGUGGUGUGGAUGCAGGGAACAGUGCUGGAAGUAAAGUCGGACAACAGCACCACUGUGUUACUGCUAGACGAGACCGGGACUUUCUUGGUCAAUGGUGUGAGCAACAUUCCAAAGGGAAAGCCUUGUCUCUUUCCAGGCAAAUACGUCAUGGUGAUGGGGGUUCUUCAGUCCUGCAGUCCGGAGCCGGUUCUCCGCGCCGUUAAGAUGGCAGACCUCUCUCUUAAUGACGUCAUUCACAGGAGAAUGUGGAAAUUUGAAGUGCAAGAUCUUCAGCAAACGUUAUGAGAAACUCAAAGCAGCAUGGGAUCGUCACAUAAUUGAUGGACCCUCUUUUAUUUGCAACAAUAAAUGCAUUUUCUUGGUUGAAGAUCUGGGUGAAUAUGCUAAGCUAACUGUAGAGUACAGAUGAAGUCUCAUUUUAGUGUAAUACUAAAAGUAUUUCUGAAAUGACCCUUUACAGUGGCAGGCAAAGGUAGUGACUGAAAUGUCUACAAGUCAGUCAUAUACAAGAUUAGCAAUAUCUUUUGUCUUUCCAUAAUUCUAAAUGCAAUGGGACAGAUGCUGACCCAGUCCUAUACAAUCUGUAAAUUCAGAUCAGUCAUCUUGCUCCUAGAGCACCACCAAGCUUGCAAUCUUUUAUUCCAACUACUCAACACAACUAAGCUCUGAAUGCCAUUGUAACUGUGAAGUUAAAUUGCAAUCGAACAUCUCUCCAACCGUUCCAAAGGUGGCUAAGCUUUACAUAGAAUGCAUUUCAAAUACAUACAACAGGUAUAUUUAAUCUCAAGCAUGACUCCUAAGCACGACUCCCAUGCAUACUGUACUGUACACUUUAAGUGCUUUUGAUUAUGGAGCAUGCAACAUAUUUGUGAAACAUGUCCUGUAU
Messenger RNA from Megalops cyprinoides (Indo-Pacific tarpon), 1099 nucleotides. It is a transcript of the gene rmi2, whose product is annotated as RecQ mediated genome instability 2. Gene Ontology annotation, cellular component: cytosol; nuclear speck. NCBI's taxonomy places the organism in Eukaryota, Metazoa, Chordata, Actinopteri, Elopiformes, Megalopidae. The transcript is spliced from 2 exons. The coding region runs from base 49 to 498 and encodes 149 amino acids. Gene Ontology annotation, biological process: DNA repair; maintenance of rDNA; negative regulation of double-strand break repair via homologous recombination. The record is from RefSeq and is a predicted model, not a curated record.